Molecule: messenger RNA, 6646 nt
Organism: Exophiala mesophila
Lineage: Eukaryota; Fungi; Ascomycota; Eurotiomycetes; Chaetothyriales; Herpotrichiellaceae
Exons: 3
Coding region: 666-6011 (1781 amino acids)
Biological process (GO): microtubule-based movement; mitotic spindle organization
Molecular function (GO): microtubule binding; ATP binding; microtubule motor activity
Source: RefSeq, a predicted model, not a curated record
CUUACACGCGAACCCUUCCCAUCCCAUCCCACUGUCGGUCGCGCACUCUUCGUCGCUUCUAAACAAGUCACACAUUCGCAACAGAUAACACUCGAUCGGGCUUGUUUCUCGUCUCUCAACCUCUGCAUCUGCAACUCGGUUUGCCGCCAUUAUCAAUCUUUACAUCGACAUCUCAUCGAACCCCCUCAUUUCCUGUACGCAUAUGCACACGUCCCGCUUACCCUAGAGCGUCCUGGCGUGCACAGAUUCUUUCCAUGGUCUGUAGCCCUCCCCUGCCUGUCACCUACCCAUACAACACUACACGUCCGAAUCAUAAAAGUCUUUCCAUCAGACUUCAGCUUUCUUACGCUUCCGAAGACAGCGGAUCUGUCCCAUCCCCCACAACUGACAGGGACACCUCUUCCAUCUGGGUCACAUCCAUCUGUCAGCUCUACUUAGCCUCUCCACCGCCGAUCUUGGCCUAGCCAUCAGGAUUGUCGUCCCGACCCUUUAACCGUUGGACCUCUUAUUCCCUACCUCCCAUCCUCCACGCGUGACUUCAUGCUGAGAAGUCCUCCACACCCUUCGAGGUGGUGCGCCCACUGACACUCUGCCGUUUUACAUCCAUUAAAGCGCGACCGCCACGCCCUUGCUGGCUUCGAAGUCACCGGCAGCCAUAGAUCAACAUGAUCUCCUCUCCACCUGGGUCACCAGAUGGCACACGCCAGAUCCGCCCCCAGAGCAUGUACACCGUCCCCUCUCCUGACGCCUCACAAUCUCGUCGCCCUCAGAGCAUGAUGACCCGUCCUCCCCCUCGCAGCCACAGUCGCAUGAGUCAGAGCAGUAGACAUGGUGGCAGCAGAGCAUCAGAUGAAGACGCAAAGACUGCUGUCAAAGUCGUGGUCCGUGUACGUCCUCCGCUUGGACCAUCAGAUCCUGGCUUCGACCUCAUCCCUCAAAGAUUCCAGCGUUCCAUGGUGCAGGUCAACACAAAUACAACGUUAGCCGUUGAGUCUCCUCAGGGCAAGAAGAUUUUCAUAUUCGAUCGCGUCUUUGGCCAGGACACAACCCAACAGUCAGUGUGGGAUUAUUUACACGAGAGCGUUGACUCCUUCCUCCAAGGUUACAAUGUCUCCAUUCUUGCCUACGGCCAGUCUGGCUCAGGAAAGAGCUACACCAUGGGUACCUCGGGACCCGGCGAACAAGCAGACUCGUCCCUCAAAGGCGUUAUCCCCAGAGCCGCCCACCACCUCUUCUCCAGCCUCAAUGGCGGCGUCCCAGCUCACAGUAGACAACACUCUGGGCUGAAAUCGCCCACGAGGUACUCCGUCACAAGCCUGAAUCAGGUCAUGCAGAACUCAAAAACAUACUCAGAAAAGGGAUGGGAGAUGUCUGUAACCUAUGUCGAGAUCUACAACGAACAGCCACGCGACUUGCUGCUCCCAGACGAUGCUAGUCUUUCCGAGCGAGCAAAUGUCCAAAUUCGUGAGGACCCCAAGGGCCGCAUCUUUGUCGAAGGCCUAAACUCAGUACGCAUCACUUCGAUCGAAGAACUAAUGCGUACUCUCAAUCAUGGGUCGACCAUUCGUCAAACUGAUGCUACUGCCAUCAACGCUCGAUCGUCUCGGUCUCACGCCGUCUUCACGAUCAACCUUCGCCAGACACGAGCCCACGGCUUCAACUGCAACAAGCGCUCUUCUGUCCACGUGGACCAUAUCUCCCCAGGAGAUGCUCCCAUGACUGUGGAGAGUAAACUUCAUUUCGUCGAUCUCGCUGGUAGUGAACGUCUGAAGAACACAGGAGCCACAGGGGAUCGAGCCCGGGAGGGUAUCUCCAUUAAUGCAGGACUCGCUAGUCUGGGCAAGGUCAUCUCCCAAUUGUCAACACGGACCGCGGGCACAUAUGUGUCGUACAGAGACUCGAAACUGACGCGCAUGCUGCAAGAUUCUCUCGGUGGCAAUGCAAUCACCUAUAUGAUUGCCUGUGUCACCCCUGCUGAAUUCCAUCUCAGUGAAACCCUAAAUACGGUGCAGUACGCCCAACGCGCUCGCAACAUUCAGAGCAAACCAAGAAUCCAACAGAUUGACGACACGGGUGACAAACAAGCAGUUAUUGACCGCUUACGCUCCGAGAUUGCCUUUCUACGUCAACAAAUCCGAAGCGCAGAAGGUGGCGACCGUCGGAGCGGCAUUGUCUCAGAUCGUCCUGAUCGUCCAAAUGAGCGAGAAAAUGAGCUUCAGAAUCAUCUCCUUGACGUCCAAGAAGGGUAUACGGCUUUAAGUCGAAGACAUGCAAAACUCAUCGCCCAGUUUAGCAAAUUUUCGGAAACUGCUGAUCAAAACAACCCCGUUGCUGAGAGUGCUGUUGAUCGACUGAAAAGAUCGCAAGCGAACCAGGAGAUGAUUGAGCAAGUGGUUAUGGAAUACGAAAAGACCAUCCAGAGCCUCGAGGCAAAUCUCUCAACCACCCGAACCUCACUCUCAAAUACAGAAAGCAGUCUUCUGGAACGUGAGACUAAAUGUGCUUACGUCGAGACCAUGAACGCCCAACUGAAUGCCCGUGUACAGAAAUUGAUGGAAAGAGAAACAAACACUGAUCAAUAUCUGCAUGAAUUGGAAGCCAGAUUGGACGACAAGAGCUCUGGAGGCGAGAAAAGCGACACUGUCAUCUCUGAAUUGCGCAAAGAACUCGCCAGGAUUAGAGAAAGCGAAACAAAUGCUGAAGACUACAUCUGCACCCUCGAAGAAAGACUUGCAGAGACUGACCAGGAUAUGGAAAUCAUGCAGCGGGAGGUCGAGCGUCUAGAGCACUUGGUUGAACGCCAACGAAGUCUCGGAAAGCUCGACAACCUGCUUUAUGAGCUGGAUCACAUUCAAGACAAGGAUGGCAAAACCAAACCUUCAAACGCUUCGACUACGCCAUCGACAGAUGUGCAAGACCUUCAGAGCGACGAGAUUCUCAAGGCUGCGGAAGAAACCCAACUUCCCGGCCACGAUGACGACGAUGAUGAUGACGACAUGCUCAACUCUGAGCUAGACACAGUUGAAGACAUCCUGCCUGCCGACGUGUCCCCUGAGACUGAUGAGCAGGGUCUCAAGAAUCUUCAGAUCACAGUAGAACCUCGGGAAGCACUAACCGUCGAGCAACCUAUCGAGCCUCUUCCAAGCCCUGCUCAAUCAAAAUUCAUUACGGAGAAGUUUGAAGCCGUGAGCCAGGAGCUCUUCGAACUGCGUCUGGAGCAUGAAAACACCAUCAAUGAUUUCGAUCUCCUUUCAGCCAAGUAUCAACAGGCUUUGCACACCUUGGCAGAGAUGCAGGAGCGCAUCGACGAGGAGCGGGAGACCACAUCAUCUGUCCAGGAUGACCGGGACAGACACACCAGUCCCCCUACCCCUUUCUCAGAGGAGGACGAGGAUUGCCAGAAAGACAUCGAAGACGGCCAAGACUUGCCUUCAUCAAGAUCGCUUUCCUCAGAAUUAUCCAUGGCAGGGGAGUCUUCCACAUCUGUCGGCACCGAUAUCACACCCAUUUCGAAACCGACAGAGUCAGUCGAGGUCGCAACUCUCGAGAUUGAACGCCUUCAGAACCUUCUUGCUGAGCACCAGCGCAACAUGCAGGAUGUUACCGAGCAAUACAUUCAGUUAAAGGCAGAGCACAAAGAGGUUUUGACGACUGUUGACGCUCUGAAGUCACAAGCGCAACGAACAAGACCAAAUUCCCCGGGUACACCUGGCAUGCUCAGACGUAUGGCAUCGCAAAGUGGGUCUGGGAUUGAUCGUGGCCAACGUUCUGUAACUUCAUUGAGAUCUCUUAUGGCAGAAGAAUUUGAAAGCAAGCCUGAUCGCAUGGAGACCGCAGAGGUACAUCUUUCUGCAGCCACUACUGAGCUACAGGCCCGACUAGAUCGCAUUCACUCCUUGGAGGCCGAAGUAAAAUCGAUCAAGAAAGAAAUGGAACUCAAGUCAACUAUUAUUUCAGGGUUGACAAGAGAAAGAACGAGUAUCAAGACAGGAUCGCCAGUGGAUCUGAACAUGGUAUCUCAACUUCGCGAUCAAAUCAUCCAGAAGGAGACUGAGCUCAAGGCGCUUCAUGAGAGCUAUGGUCGUCGUGAACAGGCGCUCCAGGAGGAGAUCCAGAGGCUGAAUCUUGAGACACCGAAACCCACACCCGUUUCACAAGACAACCAAUUCCUCAUCAGCUCGCUCCAAGACCAAAUCGCGGAGCUGACUCUGAAACACCAAAAUGCACUUCGGACGGCUGAAGAUUCCGAAAAGCAGUUCGCUCUGACCAAGGCGGAACUGGAUGCCGCAUUGAUGACAGUCAAAAGCUUGAAGGCUCAACAGGAAGCCGAAGCCGCUGCAGCGAACAAUGAUGAUGCUUCUGAACGAGUUGCUGCCAUCAAGGCUAUGGAAGAAGAGAGAUCCAAUUAUCAACAAUUGAUAGACGAUCUCAAGUUAGAGCUCGAGAAGCAGAAGGAGACGAAUACUCUUCACGCGGACAAGAACACUGAACUUCAGCAACUCCAUGCUGCUCUGAGCAAAGACUUUGACUCGCAGUCGGCAACAAUCAGUUCUCGCGAAGCCACCAUUACUUCUCUCAAGUCUGAAAUCUCCACUCUUGAGCAGAAGGUUGCGGAAGCAACGACGGCAGCAGAGUCGCAAAAGAAGAGCUUACAGAAGCUUCAUGACGCCCACGCCGCUCAGAUUGAGGAGCUCAAGCUUGCGCAUGGUGGACACCUCGCGGGUUAUGAUGAUCAAAUCACCGAGAUGACCAACAAACAUGAUAGAUUGGUGUCGAAGUACAAGGUUGACCUGGAGCAUGCCUUGUCGACGGUUGAGAAACUAGUGGCCAAUUGUCAACAUGCGCUCGGUCACCCCACCAGUGCUGAUAUGCUGUCCAGCCAUGUUAGAGACGUGGUGGAUGAGAAGGCACACAUCGCAGCAGCGAAUGCUCGUUUGGUUCAAACUAAUGCAGAAUUGGAGCGACAACUCGAUGGGCGACACAGCCUUUUGGAGCUUGAGGAAGAACUUGCCAAAGCUAACCACCGAAUCGCAAAUUACCAAGAAACAAUCAAGAAGCUGGCGAAUGAAGUGGGCAAUUACGAGGAAGGCCAACGUGAGCGAGAUCUCGUGAUUCAGAAUCUUGAAUCAAGCCUGGAAGCUGUCGAGGCCGAGAAGACGAAAAAGAUCGUCCUAAUUGAAGAACUGGAACAACAGCUUCAGACCAGCUAUGAUCAACAUCACAAUCGUGUUUCUGUUAUUCAAGCCCAGGGCAAUCAGGCACUCCUCGAUGCACAACAACGAAUCAUGACACUAGAAAAGGAGCUAGAACAGCUCAAAGCUUCAAACGAGGCUGGCUCUGACGGUGGUUCUCGAACCAAUACCAUGAAGUCGCAACGACCACAAUCACCACCAGUCGACGGUGGUGCGCCCCGAUCGAACUCGAUGACAUCGAAUCUACGCAAGUCGGCCUCGAUUGCAUCAUUACCUUCACCUCCACCAGCAAUUCCUCUUCCGCCUCUACCCACACUUUCCAGUUUACAGGUUGCUCAAGCCAAUAUGAACAACCCAUCUCCUCCUCAAUCACGACACGCUUCCAAAGAGGUUGCACUACCUAUCACACCAGUUUCUGGCACUGUGGUGUCUUCCAACUCUCAGAAUGUUCGCCGUCAAUCGGCGUUGAUCGAAGAACAGGAAGCUCGUCUCCGCACCAUCGAAAAGCAUCUCCAUGCCGAGAAAUCCUUGACGGCCACGCUCGAAGAGGCUCUUGUCGACCUCGAGACACAGAGCAACAAACUUCGAGUCGAUGCCGAACAAUGGAAGAAGAAGGCAUGGGCAAUGGAAGAAGAAUUGGUGGGUUUGAAAAAGGAACGACGCACCGAGAGACUGAGCAUACAGGCUGUUGAGGAAGAAGUCAAGAAGCGAAGAGAGGCCGAGGCAGCCAGAGCACAGCUCGAAGAGAGAAUGAAGCUCUUGACCGUGGGACGCGACGGGAAGAAGAAAAAGAAGGGAACAUCACUCAACUGUUUCUAGUAAACAGUCGUCAAAGAGUGUUUCAUGAUACCUCCAUCUCCUCCUCCCUUCCUCGAUGAGAGAUGACAGGAGAAACGCCCAUGGGAGGCCCCUUCUUUUUGCUGCCUGCUAUUUUACAGCAGCUGGUGGUGGUCCCAUGUCAUGAGGCUGAGAAUUUCUCCUACGUACGGAUUGGACGGCAUUGACGAUUUCAUAUGUGUGUGCGAGUGUGUGUGUCUGGAUAUGUGUGUGUCUUGGGUGUUUUCAUUUUCUCACUCUCUCUCUCUCAUACACAAACCACUCCUCCGGGUCAUUGAUUUCUCAUGUUUUGUUUUUUGCUUUUGCCUUUUUGAUUUUAUCGAAGAAAUCAUACCCUCACCUUACCCAUCUACCUACCUAUCUACCUACCUACCCAUCCACCAGCGAGGGCGGAGGGCGGAAUGAGCAUGAACGUCUCUAAUGUCUCUAGAAUUAUUAUUUUGUUUCGAGACGAGCACGACAGUUUUGUUAACUUGUCGUUGUUGUUAUUGGUGUUGUUGUUUUCUUGACGGUUGAUGGUUGUCUUGUUGAUCUACUUUUUUGCCUGGUAGGGCAAGGCUGGUUGGUGAUGGUGAUGGUGCUGGUGAUGGUGAUGGUGCUGGUGCUGGUGCUGGUGC